AUGAUAAGAAGUAGCAUGCCAGAUGAGAAGAAGAAGGGAGGGGAGAAGUUUAUGGGGGGAGGGGGACGGAGAGGGGAAAGUUUGAGACAGGCCGACGGUACCGAAGGGAACAGCAGCGAACGUAAUCAGAGCGACUAUCGCCUCCGUGCCAGGGUGGAAGGAAGUGCUGAAGAAUCUCUGCCGAAGAACUCGGACGCUAACGGCGUUGUCGCCUUCGUCUGUGGGACCCUCAACUACGCUGACCUGAUGAACUCAUUCUACUUUGGCUCCAUCCGCCCCAACGGCAUUCGCAACUUCAUCUUCGUCGCUCUCACCGACGAUAUGUGCGGCAUGCGCGUCCUCAACCCCGCCGUACCCUGCGUCCAGUACCCCCGCCACUACGGCACCUCCAAGGGCGCAGCUAUCAGCUGGGGGACAGCUCGGUUUGCUCAGGUGGUGCAGGUGAAGACAGACGUUCUGCUGGGGAUAGUGCAGGAGGGUUUCACGGGCCUGCUCAUGGACGCAGACAUCCACCUGUUCCGGAACCCCAUGCCCGAGCUAGCGCAGCUGGCGGAGGAGGAGCGGGCGGACAUGGUGAUCCAGGACGACAUGGAGGGAGGAAGGAACAGCGGCUUCAUGUACCUCCGGCCCUCCGAGGAGGGAGCAGCGUUCGCCGUCCACGUGGUGGGGAUGCAGAGGAGGAGCAGGACGCUGCGGCAGCAGGAGGCGGUGAACAGAGCUCUCCGAUCCUUCCACAUGCGCCAUUUUCGUGUCUUCCCCCUCCCGCAGAGCUCCUGGCCAUGCGGGGAGGCGUUCUUCAACAAGUUCGCAAGGCGCAUCUUUGCGUGGAGCUCAGCUUGCUCUGACUGCAUCAUGGUGCACAACAACUGGAUCCUGGGGGAUGACGCCAAGGAGUACAGGGCAAAGGAGUUCCUCCAGUGGACGGUUGACUCUGCAGGAGGAGGGAGCAUGGAGCAGGGGUACUACACCUCCUCGGAGAACCGGCUUUCGGUGUCAGGUCUGAACUCCAUACAGCCCAGCCCUGAGAGAGCCUUCUACAUCGCAGCAAGAUUCCAACAAGUUCCCACCUGGGGAAAUAAGUUCCAAGACGAGGUUCCCGCUCAGAACACCACAGUCGUGCGAACUUCGAUGCAGGGAAUCAUCACCAAAGAAGAGAUCCAGAGGAAUUGGGGGAGCUAUCCGGACAAGAUCCUUCGCUUCCACUCGCUCUAUCACGUCACCGUCCUAGAUGGCGACGACUUGGCUUUUGACAAGAAGUGGGUGAAGGCGAUGAUGCAUGCCAGCAUCCGUCAAGUCUAA
Molecule: messenger RNA, 1299 nt
Organism: Guillardia theta CCMP2712
Lineage: Eukaryota; Cryptophyceae; Pyrenomonadales; Geminigeraceae
Exons: 9
Coding region: 1-1299 (432 amino acids)
Cellular component (GO): Golgi apparatus
Molecular function (GO): glycosyltransferase activity
Source: RefSeq, a predicted model, not a curated record